GGAAGUCUCGCGAGAUUUCUCUUUCUCGCGGGAAUGAUUUGAACGUUUAGGCGGUAAAGACUCCCUGGGCGCCUGGAGCCCCCGAAGGAGAUUCCGCGGAGAGCUCCGCCUCAGGGCUGGCGGGGGAGGAGGGCUGGCUGUAGCCGAGCGCGGGCAGUACUCGUUCCGGCAGUUUCCCAGAGCCAUGGGAGCGGAAAAGAGGCUGCUGUCGAUCAAGGACGCUUUUCGGCUGGCGCAGCAGCCGCACCAGAACCAGGCCAAGCUGGUGGUGGCUUUGAGCCGCACCUACCGCACGACUGAUGAUAAAACAGAUUUUCAUGAGAAGUUCGUUCAUUACCUUAAAUAUGCUAUGGUGGUCUAUAAACGUGAGCCAGCUGUGGAGAGGGUAAUAGAAUUUGCAGCAAAGUUUGUUACUUCAUUUCACCAAUCGGAUAUUGAAGAUGAUGAGGAAGAGAAAGAUGGUGGCCUUUUAAAUUAUUUGUUUACUUUUCUCUUAAAGUCUCAUGAAGCAAACAGCAAUGCAGUGAGAUUUAGAGUGUGCCAGCUUAUAAACAAGCUUUUGGGAAGUAUGCCAGAAAAUGCUCAGAUUGAUGAUGAUGUGUUCGAUAAAAUUAAUGAAGCCAUGCUUAUUAGGUUGAAAGAUAAGAUUCCAAAUGUGAGAAUACAGGCAGUUCUGGCGCUUUCACGACUUCAGGAUCCAAAGGAUGAUGAAUGCCCAGUGGUUAAUGCAUAUGCUACUUUGAUUGAAAAUGAUUCAAAUUCAGAAGUUAGACGGGCAGUGUUAUCAUGUAUUGCACCAUCUGCAAAGACUUUGCCAAAAAUUGUAGGGCGCACCAAGGAUGUGAAAGAGGCUGUCAGAAAGCUGGCUUAUCAGGUUUUAGCUGAAAAGGUUCAUAUGAGAGCUUUGUCCAUUGCUCAGAGAGUAAUGCUCCUUCAACAAGGUCUUAAUGACAGAUCAGAUGCUGUGAAACAAGCUAUGCAGAAGCAUCUUCUCCAAGGCUGGUUACGGUUCUCUGAGGGAAAUAUCUUAGAGCUGCUUCAUCGGUUGGAUGUAGAAAAUUCUUCUGAAGUGGCAGUCUCUGUUCUCAAUACCUUGUUUUCAGUGACUCCCCUCAAUGAACUGGUGGAAAUCUGUAAAAACAAUGAUGGCAGGAAAUUGAUUCCAGUGGAAACAUUAACUCCUGAAAUUGCUUUGUAUUGGUGUGCCCUUUGUGAAUAUUUGAAAUCAAAAGGAGAUGAAGGUGAAGAAUUUUUAGAACAGAUUUUGCCAGAGCCUGUAGUAUAUGCAGACUAUUUACUGAGUUAUAUUCGGAGCAUUCCAGUUGUUAAUGAAGAAAACAGAGGUGAUUUUUCCUAUAUUGGAAAUUUGAUGACAAAAGAAUUCAUAGGUCAACAAUUGAUUCUAAUUAUUAAGUCUUUGGAUACCAAUGAAGAAGGAGGAAGAAAAAAACUGCUGGCUAUUUUACAGGAGAUUCUUACUCUACCCACAAUCCCAAUAUCCUUGGUUUCUUUUCUUGUUGGAAGACUACUACACAUCAUUAUAGAAGAUAAUAAGAGAACACAAAUUGUUACAGAAAUUAUCUCAGAGAUUCGGGCGCCCAUUGUUACUGUUGGUGUUAAUGAUGAUCCAGCUGAUGCAAGAAAGAAAGAACUCAAGAUGGCUGAAAUAAAAGUUAAGCUUAUCGAAGCCAAAGAAGCUUUGGAAAAUUGCAUUGCCUUACAGGAUUUUAAUCGGGCAUCAGAAUUAAAAGAAGAAAUAAAAGCAUUAGAAGAUGCCAGAAAAAACCUUUUGAAAGAGACAGAGCAACUUGAAAUUAAAGAAGUCCACAUAGAGAAGAAUGAUGCUGAAACAUUGCAGAAAUGUCUUAUUUUAUGCUAUGAAUUGUUGAAGCAGAUGUCCAUUUCAACAGGCAUAAGUGCAACUAUGAAUGGAAUCAUCGAAUCUUUGAUUCUUCCUGGAAUAAUAAGUGUUCAUCCUGUAGUAAGAAACCUGGCUGUUUUAUGCUUGGGAUGCUGUGGACUACAGAAUAAGGAUUUUGCAAGUAAACACUUUGUAUUACUAUUGCAGGUUUUGCAAAUUGAUGAUGUCACAAUAAAAAUAAGUGCUUUAAAGGCAAUCUUUGACCAAUUGAUGAUGUUUGGGAUUGAACCAUUUAAAACUAAAAUCAAAACCCUUCACUGUGAAGGUAUAGAAAUAAACAGUGAUGAUGAACAAGAAUCAAAAGAAGUUGAAGAGACUGCUACAGCUAAGAAUGUGUUGAAACUCCUUUCUGAUUUCUUAGAUAGUGAGGUAUCUGAACUUAGGACUGGAGCUGCGGAAGGACUAGCCAAGCUGAUGUUCUCUGGGCUUUUGGUCAGCAGCAGGAUUCUUUCUCGUCUUAUUUUGUUAUGGUACAAUCCUGUGACUGAAGAGGAUGUUCGACUUCGACAUUGCCUAGGCGUGUUCUUCCCCAUGUUUGCUUAUGCAAGCAGGACUAAUCAGGAAUGCUUUGAAGAAGCUUUUCUUCCAACCCUGCAAACACUGGCCAAUGCCCCUGCAUCUUCUCCUUUAGCUGAAGUUGAUAUCACAAAUGUUGCUGAGUUACUUGUAGAUUUGACAAGACCAAGUAGAUUAAAUCCUCAAGCCAAGACUUCUCAAGAUUAUCAGGCCUUAACAGUACAUGACAAUUUGGCUAUGAAAAUUUGCAAUGAGAUUUUAACAAGUCCGUGCUCACCAGAACUACGAGUCUAUACAAAAGCCUUGAGUUCUUUAGAACUCAGUAGCCAUCUUGCAAAAGAUCUUCUCGUUCUACUGAUUGAGAUUCUGGAGCAAGUAAAAGAUAGGACAUGUCUGAGAGCUCUGGAGAAAAUCAAGGUUCAAUUAGAAAAAGAAAAUAAAGAAUUUGGUGACCAAGCUGAAGCAGCACAGGAUGCCAGCUUGACGACAACUAUUUUUCAAAAUGAAGAUGAAAAGAGUAAAGAAGUAUAUAUGACUCCUCUGAGGGGUGUAAAAGCAACCCAAGCAUCAAAAUCUACUCAGCAAAAGACUAACAGAGGACAAAGAAAAGUGACAAUUUCAGCUAGGACAAAUAGGAGACGUCAGACUGCCGAGGCUGAUUCUGAAAGUGAUCAUGAAGUUCCAGAACCAGAAUCAGAAAUGAAGAUGAGACUACCAAGACGAGCCAAAACAGCAGCAUUAGAAAAAAGUAAACUUAACCUUGCACAAUUUCUCAAUGAAGAUGUGAGUUAGGAAAGAUGAUGGAGGUGGAAUCCUUUAAAAUUAUGUCCAGUUACUUGCUUUAAUAAAGUUACCUUUGUCAAAAUCAGAAAAAA
Molecule: messenger RNA, 3312 nt
Organism: Saimiri boliviensis boliviensis (Bolivian squirrel monkey)
Lineage: Eukaryota; Metazoa; Chordata; Mammalia; Primates; Cebidae
Gene: NCAPG
Product: non-SMC condensin I complex subunit G
Biological process (GO): mitotic chromosome condensation
Cellular component (GO): condensin complex; cytoplasm; condensed chromosome
Source: RefSeq, a predicted model, not a curated record